This is a messenger RNA of Symbiodinium natans, 714 nucleotides long. NCBI's taxonomy places the organism in Eukaryota, Dinophyceae, Suessiales, Symbiodiniaceae. The record is from the annotation of a GenBank genome assembly.
AUGUUGCUUCAUGACCUCAGUGAGGUCAUUGUGCACCUCUUGGAUGUCUCAUCCGAUAGCUCAGCCCUUCAGCUUGCGGCAGCUUCCCACGGCCUCCGAAAGGCCGUGGAAAGGUGCCGGGGCGUCGCCUGCGAAGGCCCUUGGAGACAUGCAGCUGGCGCCUGGGAGGUUGCGGGCCUUUGGAGGUUCCUUGGCCUGGGGGACCUCCACCGCAUUCCGGCGGUUACCCUGUACUGCGACAUGGAGUUCCAGCACGUGGGGGAGGUGGUGAAGUUUCUGAAGGCAGCAAAAGCCCUGGCAUCUGACACAGUCGAUGGCCGAGUGACCUUCAGCAAGUUUUCCUUCGAUCCCAGGGAGAUGGCAGAGCUUUUCGAUGGAGAAGAGGAUGACUUCAUGACCACGUCUGACCAGACUGCUGAUGUAGUGUUCAACGGCUGCAACAUGACAUGCUCCGUUGAUGCACACUCUGAAGGAGGCCCUUGGCCUACGCUCAACUUGUGGGUGCACGAGAAGGAUGACGAAGUUGUGCCCCAGAACGUUUUGAUGUGCAGCAGCCUGCUGUUGCCGGAACUCAGGCUGUGUGCCAGCUGUGAAGACAUAGAAGGUACUCAUAUGCUUGAUGGCGAGUCUCCUUUGACAGAGUUGGUGCGCACAGGCAUGCCUCUGCCAAUGUUAAUUGGUGUUUCAAGCUCUAUCAAUCAAUGGGACGAAUGA